Molecule: messenger RNA, 2557 nt
Organism: Linum tenue
Lineage: Eukaryota; Viridiplantae; Streptophyta; Magnoliopsida; Malpighiales; Linaceae
Source: the annotation of a GenBank genome assembly
UUCCCAGUUCCUUCUACCGUCCAAUAAAAACCGCGUGUGAAGUCAAAGCCCAAGUCCAAUUUGCCGAACAUAUCAACAACCCUUAUUGAGGAACAUAAAGUCAGAUCCUGAUUCCUUCUUUCUCCUCUCCAUAAAUUUUCUUUUCCCAAACAUUUCAAUAUUUGGUUUCUCAUUUCCUUUUUUUCCCCCUCUCCGUAUAUUCUCUAGAGUCGCCUUCGGGAUCGAAGAAAAAACGGCCACCAGAUUAUUCAGGCACAGCUGAAGGAUGUUGGAGCAGUUGCUCAUAUUUACUAGAGGAGGAUUGAUCCUAUGGACAUGUAAAGAGCUUGGAAACGCUCUCAAGGGAUCACCAAUUGACACCCUCAUCAGGUUCUGUCUCUUGGAGGAACGAUCUGGCUCUAACUCGUAUAACUAUGAUGCUCCGGGUGCUGCCUAUACCCUCAAAUGGACCUUCAACAACGAGCUUGGCCUUGUGUUUGUGGCUGUGUAUCAGCGGAUACUCCGGCUGCUCUAUGUGGAUGAAAUGCUUUCCAUGGUGAAGCGUGAAUUCUGUGAGAUAUAUGAUCCCAAGCGGGUGGACUAUAAUGAUUUCGACGAAACAUUUAGGCAGCUGAGGAAAGAGGCAGAAGCCAGGACGGAGGAAUUGAAGAAAUCAAAGCAGGUGGGUAGGCCUGCCAAUGAUUCUAAGAAGCAAGGGCAUGUGAAGAAGGGUGGGGCGGAUGGCGGAAACAAGAAAAAAAGCGAGGCUACUGGUGGCAGUGAUGAUGAUGAUAAUAGGGCAGGUUAUAAUAAGUUGGAGAAUGGACACUCCAAUGGCCAUCAUGUUGCAAGUGAUGGUUCUAGGAAAUUAGCUGUUGGUAAUGGUAAAGAAAAUGAUAGUGUCAAUGUUGGAGCUUUUGAUGUAAGUAAGCUCCAGAAGCUUAAGAACAAAGGAGGAAAGAAAAAUGAUACUGUUGUUAGUGAUAGUAAGGGUUCCAAAUUGGACACAAAGAAAAAAGCAACUAAAAAGAAUAGGGUUUGGGAUGAUUCACCUUCACAGUCGAAAUUGGACUUCACUGAUCCUGUGGAAACUGGAAGUGAGAAUAUAGAUGUUGUGGCAGCUAACCAAGGAGAAAGCAUGAUGGACAAGGAAGAGGUUGUUAGCAGCGACAGUGAGGAUGAAGAAGAUGAAGUCGGCAAGGGGAGUGCACCUGACUCUAAGAAGAAGGGAUGGUUUUCAUCUAUGUUCCAGAGCAUCGCAGGAAAAGCAAAUAUAGAGAAAUCCGAUCUGGAACCAGCUCUAAGAGCUCUCAAGGACAGGCUCAUGACCAAGAAUGUGGCGGAAGAGAUAGCUGAGAAGCUUUGUGAAUCAGUUGCUGCUAGCCUGGAAGGUAAAAAGCUUGCAUCUUUCACAAGGAUAUCUUCAACUGUCCAGGCAGCUAUGGAAGAUGCACUUGUUCGGAUUCUGACUCCUAAGCGGUCUAUUGACAUACUGAGGGACGUACAUGCUGCUAAGGAACAAAGGAAGCCUUACGUUGUUGUCUUUGUCGGUGUCAAUGGGGUUGGAAAAUCUACCAAUCUAGCUAAGGUUGCAUAUUGGCUUCUGCAGCAUAAUGUCAGUGUUAUGAUGGCUGCUUGUGAUACAUUUCGGUCUGGAGCUGUUGAGCAGUUGAGAACUCAUGCACGCAGACUUCAGAUUCCUAUAUUUGAGAAGGGCUAUGAAAAGGAUCCUGCUAUGGUGGCGAAGGAAGCAAUUCAGGAGGCAACUCGCAAUGGUUCAGAUGUGGUUCUUGUGGACACAGCUGGGCGGAUGCAGGACAAUGAACCUCUGAUGAGGGCGCUAUCAAAGCUUGUUAACCUCAACAAUCCUGAUCUUGUGCUCUUUGUUGGGGAGGCAUUGGUUGGAAAUGACGCAGUGGAUCAACUGUCAAAGUUCAAUCAGGUUCGGUUCUAUGCAAUAUGCAUCAGUUGGAGCUGCGCUUUCCAUGGUUUACAUCUCUGGAGCACCGGUGAUGUUGUGGGUUGUGGGCAGUCUUACACAGACCUGAAGAAGUUGAACGUGAAAACCAUUGUCAAGACCCUUCUGAAAUGAGUCGCUAGUAGCAGUUUCAACUGGUGUUUCCUGUCCUUUUGCUUUUGGUGGUGGAAUGAUUUUCUUUGACGGGUUGCUUUCAUUUUCGCCUUUGGGACUAUGCCGUUAUGAACUGAAAACAUGUUGGGUUGUCUGCCAGAUUUCUAUAUUCUCUUUUGUAGCUUGCUGGUGUUAGGGAUAUUUGUUCUGUUGGAGGUGAAUUGAAAAUGUUCCCCUUUGUUGUGCUCUUCGUUGUUCCAUUUGGGUUAAGCCUGCUUUUUUUUUUGGGUAGAAAGACGGACGCUAGAGCGUCCUACUGAACAUUACCAACGAAACGUGACUACGCAAUGCCCAUAACAUCAUACAAUGAUCCAUAGGGCAAGGCUCGGAUCCUCCACAUGGAACAGUACUAGCUAAGUGGUCGGCAGCAAAGUUUCUGUCCAUAUGAUUAUGAACAUGAGAGAUACAAACUCUCCAAUCUUUUUCAAGAAUAUGUCUAACUUAUCG